This is a messenger RNA of Nicotiana tabacum (common tobacco), 5033 nucleotides long. The record is from RefSeq and is a predicted model, not a curated record. NCBI's taxonomy places the organism in Eukaryota, Viridiplantae, Streptophyta, Magnoliopsida, Solanales, Solanaceae.
CUAAUAUAUAAACUCUCUCUCUCUUUUUUUCUCAUUGCUCCUCUCACAUAUUGUGUAUCAGAAAGCAGAUAAUUUUCUCCAUAUUAUAAUCUUCAAUUAACUAGCAAAAAAAAUAAAAAUAAAUCACAGCCAUAGCCCAUAGCCCAUAGCUUUAUUUUCCAUUUUAGCUUCUUCUUCUCUUCUUUUCAUAUUAUACGUUUGAAUAAGGAAUUGAAUUUCAUAUUCAUAUUCAUCUCACUCUAUACACACACAAAAUACACACACCAAAAACACACAGUUUUGUUAAAAGGAACUGUUUGUUUCUUCUUCCUUUGGAAGAAUUUUUCACAAUAUAAAUAGCAACCGCCAUUAACGGACUCGUUUGAAGAUCUCUUCUUUUUCUGAUUUUGAUGAGAAUUUGGAGGUGAUCUGUGGAUUUUUGUAUUAUUUGUUAAUUGGAGGGUUAAAUUUACAAAAUGGUGAAGAGAUAUGACUUAGAGAUGAUGACGUGUACAUGAGUUCUCAACUCAAACGCCCCAUUGUUGUUUCUUCCCCUGCUGAACCUUCUGGGCAAUCCCCAAUGAUGGGUGGAAGCAGUGCGAAUAAGCUAACAACAAACGAUGCCCUUUCCUAUCUAAAGGCAGUGAAGGAAAUCUUUCAGGACAGAAGGGACAAAUAUGAUGAGUUUCUUGAAGUCAUGAAAGAUUUCAAGGCUCAAAGAAUUGACACUUCUGGUGUCAUAGCGAGGGUGAAGGAAUUAUUCAAAGGGCAUCGAAGCCUAAUUAUGGGGUUCAAUACAUUUUUGCCCAAGGGAUAUGAGAUCACCAAUCCUGAGGACGAACCUCCAGUGAAAAAGCCAGUUGAAUUUGAAGAAGCAAUCAGUUUUGUAAACAAGAUAAAGACUAGAUUUCAAGGUGAUGAUUUCGUAUAUAAAUCAUUUCUUGAUAUUUUAAAUAUGUAUAGAAAGGAAAACAAGUCCAUUGCAGAAGUUUAUAAUGAGGUCUCCUACCUUUUCCGUGGCCAUCCUGAUUUGCUUGAAGAGUUCACCCAUUUUUUACCUGAUGCCAUGGCUGCAGCCCGAGCUCGUCAGGCUCAAGCUCAUAGGGCCCCUAUCCUGCGUUAUGAUGCGAAAAGCUCUUCGAUGACCACGGCAAGGCACAUGCACGUCGAGAAGAAGGCUACUUCACAUGUCGAUCGGCCUGAUCCAGAAUACGAAGAAACAACGAUGAAAACUGAAAGGGAUAGAAGGGAUCCACAAUAUGAGGAUAGAGAGCUGGACAGAAAAUCUGUUCAUAGAGAUACUGCUGUUGACCAGUUUGAACACAGUAUGCAGGACCAUGGUUUUGCUUACUGUGAGCGGGUUAAGGAAAGAUUACAGGAUAUCGGAGAUCGAAAUCAGUUUUUUAAGUGCCUUCAUAUCUAUAGCAAGGAAAUAGUUACAAGACCACAAUUACAAUCCCUGGUUAGCAGCUUACUCGUGAAACAUCCAGAUCUCAUGGACGGAUUUGAUGAAUUUAUUUCUCACUGUGACAGGACAGAUGGUUAUCUUGCUGCUAUUCUGAGCAAAACACGAUCCUCAUGGAACGAUGAACACAUUCCCAAGUUGGAUAAAGUAGAAGACCGGGACAAAGACCGAGAUUGUGAGUGGGAAGACAGGAAUAGAGUCCGCGAAACAAGAGAAAGAGAUAGACCUGAUAGAAGCGUCGCCUAUGGAAGUAAAGAUAUACAAGGGCAGAAGAUGUCUUUGUACCCAAGCAAGGAUAAAUACGCAGCAAAACCUAUACAUGAACUUGAUCUCUCCAACUGUGAAAGUUGCUCACCGAGUUAUCGGCUUCUUCCAAAGAAUUAUCCAAUUCCAUUAGCGAGUCAGCGAACCGAGAUUGGUGCUGAUGUACUAAAUGAUCUCUGGGUAUCGGUGACAUCAGGAAGUGAGGAUUACUCUUUUAAACAUAUGCGCAAAAACCAGUAUGAAGAAAGCUUGUUCCGAUGUGAAGAUGACAGGUUUGAGCUGGAUAUGCUUUUAGAGUCUGUCAAUGCAACAACAAAACGUGUUGAAGAAUUGCUUAACAAGAUCAAUGAUAAUACUAUUGCCAGUGAUAGUCAUAUCCGUAUUGAAGAACAUUUUACUGCUCUGAAUCUAAGGUGCAUUGAACGUCUCUACGGUGACCACGGGCUUGAUGUUAUGGAUGUGUUAAGGAAGAAUGCACCACUUGCCCUUCCAGUUAUACUCACUCGCUUGAAGCAGAAACAAGAGGAGUGGGCAAGGUGUCGUUCUGAUUUUAAUAAAGUUUGGGCUGAAAUUUACGCUAAGAACUAUCACAAAUCACUGGAUCAUCGUAGCUUUUAUUUCAAGCAGCAGGACACGAAAAGCUUGAGCACAAAAGCACUGCUGGCUGAGAUCAAAGAAAUCAGUGAAAAUAAGUGCAAAGAAGAUGAUGUGCUUCUCUCUGUUGCUGCUGGAAAUGGGCAACCAAUUAUCCCUCACCUGGAGUUCGAGUAUCCUGAUUCUGACAUCCAUGAAGACCUUUAUCAAAUCAUUAAGUAUUCAUGUAGUGAAGUUUGUACAAGAGAACAGUUGGAUAAAGUCAUGAAGAUUUGGACCACCUUCCUGGAACCAAUAUUUGGUGUUCCUCGUCAACCUCAGGGUGCAGGGGAUGGUGGAGAUGUUGAAAAGGCUAAAAAUCAAAAUGCUAUAGGUAACACAGCAAUUGAUGGGGAAAGGGCUGGUAGCCCUGCUAGUGACUCAGGCAUGAAUUGCAGACAAAGCAGUUCCAGGAAUGGAGAUGAAGAGCCUCCACCUCAGCAUUCAAUUUCUUCCAGAGUUCGGAUUGCAAAUGGUGAAAAUGGGUUUAAGGAUGAUAAAUCUCCUGAUGCAACUGGUGUGACACUGAAAAUUGUCACUUCAAGGACCCUCCUUCAGCAUGGAAAGGCAGCCGCUGAUCCCAAAAUGGCGGAUGCAGCAUCUGGUCUCAGCAGAGAGUCUUUUGGUGCUGACCAGCUAGUGCUUUCAAACAGCACGGUUGUGGAGGAAAGCCAUGGAAGAGUCUGUAGAGAAACUGCUUCAGGUUCAUGGGCUGCCUACUUUGGAUUGCUCUUCCAUUUUGUAUUUUUCACACUUCUUCAUAGGAUUANCCCCCCAAAAAAAAAAAAGACAACACAAAGUUGCCUGCCUCUAAACUUGAAGCUGAUACCUGGUUUUCUGCUUCUUUGGGAUGUGAAACCGUCCGCAGAUGGAGGGUUGGUGGACCCAAAGGCAGAAGGUGUCAAGGUUGAGAAAUGUCUUGAAGAAUCCAUAGGAAAAUGUAAACUUGAGAGAGAAGAGGGCGAAUUAACUCCAAAUGGUGAUUUUGAGGAUAAUUUUACACCAUCAAAUGAAGGUGGUCCAAAUGUAUCACAUAGUUUAAAGGGAAGUUCAAGUAGUAAGCUGUACCAAAGUGGACAUAGAGAAGUAGUUCGUGGUGGAGAGAGAGGAUGUGAGAAUGAUGCUGAUGAUGAAGGGGAAGCAAGUGCUCACGGGACAUCAGAGGAUAGUGAGAAUGCUUCUGAAAAUUGUGAUGUUUCAGGUAGUGAGUCUGCCAAUGGAGAAGGUUCUCACGAAGAAGAGCGUGAAGAUGGGGACAAUGAUGAGAAUGAUAACAAGGCAGAGAGUGAAGGAGAGGUGGAAGGAACUGCUGAUGUCCAUGAUGCUGAAGGAGAUGGUUCUGUUAUGCCAUUUUCAGAACGUCUUCAACAUACAUCCAGGCCUCUCACAAAGCAAGUUCCUUCUAUAUUUCAUGACAGAGAGAAGGAAUCACGUAUAUUUUAUGGAAAUGAUUCAUUUUAUGUGCUGUUCAGACUUCACCAGACAUUGUAUGAAAGACUACAGAAAGCAAAAUCGCAUUCUUCGUCAUCUGAACACAGAUGGAGAGUCUCAAAUGCUAUAAACCCCACUGAAUCAUAUGCCAGAUUCAUGAGUGCACUUUAUAACCUGCUGGAUGGUUCCUCUGACAAUGCAAAGUUUGAGGAUGACUGCCGAGCUAUUAUUGGAGCUCAGUCAUAUCUUCUCUUCACCUUAGACAAACUGAUAUACAAAAUUGUCAAACAGCUACAGACAAUUGCAACUGAUGAGUUGGAAAGUAAACUUCUCCAACUGUAUGCUUAUGAAACCUCAAGAAAAUCUAGCACAUUUUCGGAUGUAGUUUACCAUGAAAAUGUGCGUGUUCUUCUUCAUGAAGAGAGCAUAUACAGAAUAGCAUGUUCAUCUACACCAACACGUCUAUCCAUACAACUCAUGGACUAUGUUCAUGAUAAGCCUGAGAUGUCUGCGGUGUCAAUGGACCCGAAUUUUGCAGCUUAUUUGAGCAAUGAACUCCUCUCUGUUAUUCCUCAGAAGAAGGAGAACCCUGGGGUGUUCUUGACAAGAAACAAGCGGAAGUAUGGAUUUGGAGAUGAGACUUUUCCAGGUGCAGUUAUGGAAGGAGUUCAAAUUAUUAAUGGUCUAGAAUGUAAGAUAGCAUGCAGUUCAUCAAAGGUCUCUUACGUUUUAGACACUGAAGAUUUCUUGAUCCGGUCAAGAAAAAGGCGGAGAACAUUGAAGGACAAAUUUUCAUCCAAUGGCCACUCGAAGUCUUUGAAUGGUUCUAGUAAAGUACAACGUUUCCGCAGAUUACUCUUCAGUUGAAAGAUGUGCAUUUUGCAUGUCUGCAAAAUGGUAGAAAGGUAAUCUACAAAUUCAAUUAGUCAUAGUUAUAGUUCUAUGACACACAAAAUGGAGUAAUGGAGUCCAAAAGGUAGAAUUUCACACAAUUUACAUGCUCUCGAAGGUUUCUGACUUUAUGCUUCUAAUAUUUGUUUCUUAGCCGACUACUCGCAUUUGUGGAAAUUCAAAUUUUGGCCCCCGCUACCAUAGAUUUAUGUACCUUUUCCUAUUGAAUAAAUGAUCCAGCUAACAGCUUGGAAAAUUUGUAGGAUAUCAUCUCUAAAUUUUGUGCCCAAAUUGAUGUAUAUAUCUUUGCCUUCUCUGUUGUAAAACACUAUAAUUGUCAAUUUCAUGAAAUUUUCCUUGUUACAGUGUA